This is a messenger RNA of Stomoxys calcitrans (stable fly), 4001 nucleotides long. RefSeq lists its product as uncharacterized. Bases 360 to 3449 code for a protein of 1029 amino acids. Lineage: Eukaryota; Metazoa; Arthropoda; Insecta; Diptera; Muscidae. The transcript is spliced from 7 exons. The record is from RefSeq and is a predicted model, not a curated record. Gene Ontology annotation, cellular component: Cul4-RING E3 ubiquitin ligase complex. Gene Ontology annotation, biological process: protein ubiquitination.
UUUGUCCCUGUCCCACAGUCGCAUCGUCAUUAUAAACUUAAUUACUUAAAUGUUAAUUUGUUGGUUUGGUUUGGUCUGGUGAUGGAGAUAUUCGCCACUGGUCCACUGGAGACUGACACUGGGUGCUGACCGAGAUCCCAUCCCUGUGUAUAUUAAAGGAUCUACUAUUAAAAUAUGGCACUCACCCUUCUUUCAGAAAAACAUGAAAACUAAAAAAAUGUGUUGAAACCAGGAAAAAACAGAAAUAUUUAAAUACUCCUAUUUUGUGGGUGCACCGGUUACUUGUAAGGGAAAGCGAAGGAAGAAGUUGCAUUGGCCAGUUAUUUCUGUCCCGCUUGUUACCGUAGUGGUAAGGAGAUAUGGACCGCAACAGCAUUCAUAGUGGUCCUAGCUAUAUUGAUUUAUCGUCGUCUGAAGAAGAUGAUGAUGAGGAAUUCUCACUGGCCGAGAGUUCAGAGACUGACUGCGAAGAUGAUGACCCUCAUCAAUUUCGAGAAAGAGACGGCCAAGGAUUACAUAGUGUUGGCCAAUUUUCUGAAAAAGUGGGCAAUUUUAGAGAUGACUUGAUUAAAUGUCGCCAACAAAAUUGGGCCAAGAAACUCCUGCAACGAGAAUACAUGGGUAACCUACGGUUUUGUCGAGACACAAAGCCAUUACUAUCUGCAGUGCCAAAAAGAUUGAGAUUUUGUUUUAAAGAUUUGGUUCCAGUGAAUUUUUUGCAAGGUCAUAUGUUCAUGGGUUUGUCGGCUUGUGGACAGUUCCUGCUAAGCUACAAAGUGUGUUCGAGUGAAAGUGCACCAAAUUCCAGCCACUACCCAUUUACCAUAGGUUAUAAAUAUACGCUUUUCUUUUGGAUAUAUCAACCACACAAGCCAUUGAGAGGAUUCUAUAAAUGUUGCCUCUUCGAUGACCAUGGCGUCGACAAUGUCAAAGAGGUUAGCAUGAUUCAAUGGAAGAGUUGUGACCCCCGUAUACUAAUAGUGCAUGGUGCUUCCGAAGAAGAAAAUGAAGACUCUUAUCUAACAUAUAUAAAAGUUCCUAAACUUGGCUGUUUGGAGUGUAGAAAGCAGAGAGAUUACGAGGAGGAAGAAGGAUAUUUUCGUCGCCACAUCCUCUGCAUAAAAUGCAAUCUAACUGUUCACACAAAAUAUUCAACGACUGAAUCAGAUCGUAAAUUCGAUCCAUACUUGCAUCUUAUAUGUCCAGAACGUAUACUAAUAAUAUCAAAUGGAUUCUUCCAUAUGUUACACAUAAGUCUUGAACAACCACCAAAGGAGCAGCAAUCCGCUGCAGUGACUUUACAAAGCCAACAGCAGCAGCAAAAUAUGAUUGCUGUACUAAUGAUGAAACCUCUAUGUACAGGAUCGCCUACACCUACACACCAGUUGAAUGACUUGAGUCCGCAACAGGAAAGACGCCACACGCCAGUCAUAUUUACACCCAACAAUGAUAAUGAUAACUUUAGUGUAGAUAGUCAAACAACAUUUAAUUCACAGAGUAAUGUCGUAAAUCGUAUCAUCGAGGAUUUCGCAGAUAUUGAAACUGACUCCACACAUUCUGGCAGUGGCAUAAUUGCUAUAACCACGCCUCAGGCAUUUGCUUCAGUUGGCUUAAAGUCACCAACUUCAAUAGUAUCAAAUCCCGAUUCACCCGUUUCUCAAGUUACGGUGGGUAGAAAAUCGUGUGAGGAAUUUGUCUUUUCAUGUAGUCCAAACGUUUCUAGUCGUGCAAAUGCCAUCCCAUCCGGAGUGGCUAAUACACCGCCACCACCAUCAAACUCGGCUUCACCGGGAAACGCAAUAAAAACUAACUCGCCCUUAUUUCAGAACGGAGCAAGGCGUAGACAUCGUAUAGUCACUAAAUCGUUCCGCAAAGGAAUUUCAAUGUUUUUUUCAUCGACUGGGAUAACGACAACUCAAACAUCGUCCCCGAAUACUUCAACAGCGUCAGCCAAUGCAUUAACCAGUAAUGACCGAGCAUCAACCUACGAAUUCUGUGAGGAGAAUGAAAAGUGUGAAAAAAUAUCAAUUUUGCGUAAACGAAGACUGGCCGAAAGAAAAUACGAAUUUUCUGAAGAUAACUCGGAGAAUAUUAUCCCCUUCACAAAGACUAGAACAUCGGCAAACAACUCAUUUAGUUCCUUAUUGGGCAACUCGGCUACAGGCAGUCACUCUCCACGCCAUAACCGAACUCAUUUACACAAUAGUUUAUCGCCAUAUGCAUCGCCGUCAUCAUCGCCACAUCCACAUAGUUCGAAUAUAAAUGUCACCAACUAUGGACAUUAUGCCGCACCUUCAGCAUUGUCGCCUUUACGCCAUAGCUGCACUUCACCUUUAGGUUUUCGAUCUCCUCCUUCGACGUCGGGUCUUAUAACGCCCAACAACAAUAGUGUAGCCGCCAAUAUCUCUGGCACAGGUGGAGGAGGAGGCGGAACAGUAAUGCGAUCUCCUAGUCGACAUUUGAUUAGCAAUAAUUUCUAUAACAAUCAUAAGUCACCACCACAUAGUCUUUCGCCCGCUACACAAUAUAUGCUAAGCUUCAAACCUCAUGGUACAUUAUCACCCCUGCAAUUAUCAAUAACUAAAAGAUCACAUUUAGAGAGAGGCGGCUCAAUAUCUCCAAACUAUCAACAUCCUUUCUUAUCACCUCGUCGAGACGAAAUACGAGCAUUUGAAGUUCCAUUGCAAGGUGGGGCAACCGAAAAGCCAGUAUGUACGAAAAAAUUUCAACGGCGUUAUGUGGAGGAGGACGACGCAGCAUCCGUUAUAACAAGCGAAGAGGAUGACUGCAUUUCUCCAGGCUACCAUACACUCUUGCCGGUAGAGGUGCAUGGUUCCUGCUACUCUGAGAUGCAAAUGAUUUCAAAGGCCUCGUUUCAGCAACUACGUUGUACCAGUGUCGUUAUCGAACAGCAUUCAUUUGAUAUGGAAACAUUUACGUAUUAUGUCAUUAGCACAUUGUGCCAAAAAAACCAGAAAACUUACGAUUUCUUUUACGACUGGGCCUACGAGCUAAUAAAUGUUUGUCCUAUAACACAAACUAUAUUUUGUCUACUGAUGGCACAUUUUUCUGCCCGCGAAGAAGUUGCAUCCUGCUUGAAUUGUUCACGCAAGUUGAGCUGUGCCUUCCAUCGUCGCCAAUAUGAAUGCCGGGUGCUAUUUUGUUGGAAUAUGUGCACUGGCGAAUGGGAUGUGUUGGACUUUGGUGAACUGCACGAUCAUAAACUACAAAACAUGUUCAUCAGGAAAGGCGUAAAGCGUAAUCCAGUGUCCUUGGCGCAAAGAGCCAAAAAGUUGGCUCGUGAAAUGGCGCAGACCCUUAACAAAUUACCAGAUUACACAAGCAAUUUACGUGUAUUAGAUUCGAAUAUUAACAAAUCCAAAAAGACUAUAAUUGAUAUUGAUAAUAUGAUUGAAUUCUAUUUGAAGAGGCCACGCUCAAUGAAUUGAACCUGCAUAUGCAUAUAUCUAUAUAUCACUUACAAACACACACACGCUUCAUUACGCAUUGAUAUUUUUGUAUUAGAUUUUUAGUUUCUUAAGUCAUCAUCUGAUUCCACAGAACUCAUAACAUAAUACGUAUAAAUAAAUUUAGUCUGUAAGCUCAUUUUCGUGGCAAUCUAUUCAAAAUUCCUCCACUUCGUGUCAUGGCUAAUGGAUGCCUUUAGCUAUUUAGGUUCGGUUUUAAAUUGAAUACUUUUAGUAAGAUAUUUUUCGGUUUUAGCAAAAAACAGGAAGUUAUACUGCAAUGUCCGUGAAGUAUAUUUUUCCAAAUUGAAAAGCAAUAGUUUAUGUUUUCUAAAUAUGUAAAUUAUUAGUUUGUAUAAGAUUGUUUUAUUUUAGCUUGUUUUAAUUUCCUAUGUAAUAAUCUUUUGAAACAUACAACGAGUGAGAUAUUCCUAUAAUUUUAGCAUUAAACAAUUUGUUGUAUUCAUACGAAAGUGGGUUAAAUAUAUACAAUAAUACGUAUGUCAUUGAACUGCACUGAAAAUAAUGACUACU